ACUACAUUACUACAUGUACUAUACGUACAUGUAUAUAUAUGUAUGUGUCACUAUAUCAGUUCUUUCAUUUUGCCGAGUGUUGUUUUCAGUUCUUUUGUAGUAUACUGCACGAAGUCAUUACGUAAAGGAGAGUUAAUCCGUACGUAUAAAUCAGCGACACGUAAUUAUCAAGCAUGGCAGCGUCGACAUUGACAUUGAACAAUGGUACAAAAAUCCCUGUACUAGGUCUUGGUACUUGGCAAGGUGGUGAUGAUCCAUCUGUGGUUGAAAGAGCUAUUAAAGAUGCAGUCGAUGCUGGAUAUCGACAUUUUGAUUGUGCCUAUAUAUAUGGAAAUGAACGUGAGAUAGGCAAAGCAUUAAGAGAAAAAAUUGCAGAAGGUGUUGUAAAAAGAGAAGAUCUUUAUAUUACCACAAAGCUAUGGAACACGGCACAUAAAAAAGAAAAAGUAGUACCUAUGUGUAAAGAGUCUAUAAAAAAUUUUGGUUUUGACUAUAUAGAUUUAUAUCUUAUACAUUGGCCGGUAGCUUACGCGGAUGAUGCAAAAGGACUUUGGCCAGUUGAUGAAAAAGGCAAUCCUUUGUACGGAUAUGAAGAUUAUACUGAUACUUGGAAAGGCAUGGAGGAAUGUGUCAAAUUGGGAUUAACCAAAAGCAUUGGUCUUAGUAACUUCAAUUCUGUGCAAAUUGAUCGUAUAUUAUCCAUUGCAACUAUAAAACCAGUAAUGAAUCAAGUUGAAUGUCAUAUCAAUUUGAAUCAAAAAAAGCUAAGAGAAUUUUGUGCAAAACGUAAUAUCGCUAUUACUGCUUAUAGUCCGUUAGGUUCUCCUUUACGUCCUUGGGCAAAAUCUGACGAUCCACAAGUUAAAAUUGAUCAAACUAAAGAGAUUGCAAAAAAAUAUAAAAAAUCGCCUGCACAAGUUAUACUUAGAUACUUGAUUGAUAUAGGUACCAUCCCGAUACCUAAAUCAUCGUCAAAGGCACGCAUCGAAGAGAAUAUAAACAUUUUUGAUUUUAAGCUUACUCCUGAGGAAAUAGCACUUAUAGAUACAUUUGAUUGCGGUAUAAGAGUUUGUCCAGCUAAAGAAUUCGAAGGACACAAGGAUUAUCCAUUUAAAAUAGAGUUUUAAAUAUGAUUACAUGACUUAUACAAUUAUAAUCAAUAAAUGAUAUUAUUACUAUCUGUUAAAUAUAUCUUGAUAUAUUAUUAUCAACUAUA
Molecule: messenger RNA, 1216 nt
Organism: Vespula vulgaris
Lineage: Eukaryota; Metazoa; Arthropoda; Insecta; Hymenoptera; Vespidae
Product: aldo-keto reductase family 1 member B1-like
Exons: 7
Coding region: 174-1127 (317 amino acids)
Cellular component (GO): cytosol
Molecular function (GO): aldose reductase (NADPH) activity
Source: RefSeq, a predicted model, not a curated record